AGCCAAUCACGUUCAAUUGCUCACAAAACAGUGAGUUGUUCUGCUGAAACGUAGCGUUCGGCUAGCUUUUCAGCUACGUACACAAGGCGACACUGUGCAACACAGUGUCCACUAGCGUGAGUGAGACACAAUGAUAUGCUCUUUCUCACACUAAUGGACAUUUGUGUCACACAAAUGUCGCCUGUGCGCGUAGCCGGAGAAAGCUCCCUUUAUAUUCGAGAUUGCCUCAAGUCUAUAAUCUUCAGAUAAAACAUCGGACUUGAUGAAUAUCCGCCUUGAAAGCCGCGAGGAGGUAGAUUGAACCACGGCGGCGCGUGGUGCGGCUUUUUGCGAGAACGGCAGCGCAAUCUGACGUCACUGAACACGGUCAACACACUUGACUCUCCGCUUCGUCCCUGCCGUCCCUCGUGGUCUCUCCGCGUUUCAUCGUUGCCAAUUGUCGUCUCACGGGCCGCAGCCACUUCCGUAGCACAGCUUGCGAUAGUUGCGAUGAGUUUAGUUUCGAAAACAAGGGACCACCCGGCUGUCGUGUCCGUCGUUGUUGCACGUCGCGGUCGUCAUCGCGCGUCUCGAAUAUAAGAUAAUCGACGCAUAGCGAAGACGGUAGACGAGAGAAAUUUGAUGUUGGUGUUUUGGAAUGUGUGUUGUGUACAAUUUAGCCCGUCUAACCACUUUGGUUCUCAGCCGUUUUGCACGCCCGUCUUGCGUCCGCUCCUCUAUUUCUCUUUAGAACACAUGCACACAUAACAUACAUAUACAUACAUGUAUAUAUACACGUAGAGAGCACACGGAUACGUACAUGUAUGUAUAUAUAUGUGUGUGUAUAUAUAUAUAUAUCUCACUGUUUUCUCUCUCCGUUCCCACCUCUCAAGCCUCGCCGCUUAUUAUCGUUGAGAAAAAACGUGACCGAGGCAAAAAAAUGGACGCUCUUCGGGAGCAGGUGAUGAUCAAUCAGUUCGUGUUGGCCGCGGGCUGUGCCAGGGAUCAGGCGAAGCAAUUGCUGCAAUCGGCGCAUUGGCAAUUCGAGAUUACACCGUGCAACACACCAGCCACUCCGCCGAACUUUCCGGACGCCCUUUUGGCAUUUUCGAAAAUGUCAGCCGGUGAAAAAACUCCAUCGGGCAUGUCUCCGAAUCAAAACGGAGUACAAACGACAGGACUUACGGCGGGUGUCGCUCAGCAUCUUGCCGCGGGCGGCCGGUGCAGCAGCAGCGCGUCCGGCAAUACACAAACGAUGCAACAACAGACGCAGCCACAACAGACGCAAUUCGGUCUGGGCGAGCCGCAGAGAUAAAAGUGACUGUGCUAGUCGACACAACAAACGCGCGAACGCGAAAUAAAGAUUGCGCGCAAUAAAUGUCUCCGUAGUAACAGUAAAUAUACGCUCCGAGAAGAUGCGGAACGAGAAGAGACACAGGGAGAAGAGAAAACGUGUACAAGGGAAGAAGGGAGGAGAAACCUUCUUUCCUUUUUUUGAGAAAACGUAUGUCUCCCGUAAAAAAAGUGAUGAAUGACGGAAGAGAAACUGCGAAUGAAGUCGCAGUUUACACACACACGAGAGGAAUAUCUUUACAGAGAGUUGAACUAGAUCGCUAUUGAAUAUAGCCACGUUAUCCACGCGCACACACACACACACACACACAUACACUCAUAUACGUACACACGUACAUUAUAUUAGGGACAUAAGUAUGCUGUGUUUAUCGUACGAAUGCGUGAAUGAACCCAAGUGUCGAUUUCCUCAACGACGCCCGUUUAGUGUGAUAUCUCUCGAUUGCUGAAAAAUUUCCUUAUUGGUUUUUUCGGAAAAAUUCGGCAGAAAAUCGACGUCUUUGAAUAGUCUAACUGUUGUGUAUAUAUAUACAUAUAUAUAUAUGUGUGUGUGUGUGUGUAUAUAUAUAUAUAUGUAUAUGGUCGAUAGAAAAAUGCGAAAUGAAGGAGAAGAGGUGAGAAUCAUUCAGACAAACGGGAAAACACAAAUUUUCUUUCCUUUUCUCUGACGCACCGGGACCAUACUGUUGUAAGUCCGAAAAACGAUCAGACGUUAAAGGAUUCUAAAACAAUGACGUGAAAACAGCUCCGAUUCGAUAUUUCCCCUCAGUCUUGUGCAUCGUAUAGAUACGCGGCGUUUUCUCUAGGAUUCACCGAAUACCAUUUAGUAGACUAGACUCUCAUUGUCGCUCUUUCACGCUCUACAGUACAAAACAAGAGGAAGAAGAAUACAAUUAUCUCAAUUUUGUCGUAAACUUACUUAGAAAAAAAAAAAAAGCUUACGUCGCGCGCAUGUCUUCGCGAAAAACGACGCGAAACACCUCGUAUUUUCAACGUACUAUAUGGAGAAACAAAAAGCGCGUACGCUUUGGACGCUUAUGCGUCCUUUAAGCAUCAGUUUGUUUUCCUCGUUCUUUAAAUGUAGAACAAAGACAGAUUGACGCUCAAAGCGCGUAAGCGUCCAAAGCGAACGCGCUCACUUAAAGUAACAUUGCAUGACGAAUAUAUUUAUUUAACGAUAGAAAUUUCAAUAAUCCUCUGUUGAAAUAGCAAUGCUUGCAGUAUGUGUUGUUCACGCGAACACCGAUGUGUUUUCUUUCCGCAUAGGACACACAAAUAUAAGCCGUACCUAUAUAUAUAUUUCAAUGAUAUAUAUAUAUAUAUAUAAAUUACCUAUACGCAAGGUUAAGAGAA
Messenger RNA from Pseudomyrmex gracilis, 2682 nucleotides. Its product is annotated as UBA-like domain-containing protein 2. Gene Ontology annotation, molecular function: protein binding. NCBI's taxonomy places the organism in Eukaryota, Metazoa, Arthropoda, Insecta, Hymenoptera, Formicidae. The record is from RefSeq and is a predicted model, not a curated record. The transcript has 3 exons. The coding region runs from base 800 to 1294 and encodes 164 amino acids.